Molecule: messenger RNA, 381 nt
Organism: Quercus lobata
Lineage: Eukaryota; Viridiplantae; Streptophyta; Magnoliopsida; Fagales; Fagaceae
Exons: 1
Coding region: 1-381 (126 amino acids)
Source: RefSeq, a predicted model, not a curated record
AUGUAUCCUGAUUUGUAUAAGGGGCUGAACUUGAAGCAGGAAGACCUGUCGCCAUACGAUUACCCCAUGGUCAGCUUUGAAGGAAAAAUCGUUAUCCCGAAAGGCAUGAUCAAGUUGCCUGUGCAAACAGAUUCAAACGUGGUAGAAGUGAGCUUCAUUGUCGUAGAUGUAUACUCACCCUACACCGCUACUGUUGCCUGGCCAUGGAUUCAUGCACUAGGGACUGUGCCGUCAACCUUGCACCAAAAAGUGAAGUAUCUUUCAGGAGAUCGGAUCAUGGAAAUAAUAGGGAGCCAAGAAAUGGCUAGGCAAUGCAUGGUGUCGGCAAUAUCACAACGUCUUAGUAAUGAGCCCUCCACUUCAGCCGAGAGGGACUUAUAG